AUGGAUGACGUCGUGGAUCGCCGUCAGACUGGGACCCCGCCCAUCACCAUCAUGUCCCCACAGGCACCGAGGAUGUUACGCACACCAUCCGCUCAGAGGACUGAAGGAGCUGGUAAGAUCAACAUCGAAGAAGUCGCUCGCAAUGCAGCAAAGCAGAAGAAGAAAAAGAAGCGCAACGCAAAGGCCGGAGCACCAGCUACGACAGUUACACGAGGCUUCCACACCCCCGGUGCUUCGGCCGGAGAGGAGUCGGACAUCUCGGCGCUGAGUACGCCUAGAAUAGGACCCAGCACCGCAUACUCGAGUAUCACGAACAGCCCAGCACUUCGACCCCAAACAGGCCCAUCUGGCAUUAGCGCGCUGAAGCAGCAGCUUGAGCAUCUGAGUAUUAGCCAAGCCUUGAAUGGUGCGGAGACUCCUGCACAACUGCUGCAGAGAUGCGAGAGCAACACCACUAUGAGCACCGAAAGUGGUAUAUCGACCGGUAGCGACAGCGACCGAACCGAAACGGAGACGUAUGAAAUCGGCCUGGAAGAGGAUUUCAUGAGUCCUGAUGCCACGGAGCCACCAAAGUCUGCACUAACUGUGGACCUGGCUGCUUCGCGCCGACCGACCAUGUCGCGCAAGAUGACCGCCGCCGACUUUGAGCCCCUAAACUGCCUUGGAAAGGGCGCAUACGGUACAGUCUUGCUCGUCCGGCAGCGUGGGACCGGUCGGCUGUACGCACAGAAGCAGUUUCGCAAAGCUUCCCUGACCGUUCACAAACGGUUGAUCGAGCACACCAAAUCCGAACGCGCCAUCCUAGAGAGCGUGAACCGCCACCCCUUCAUCGUGAAGCUCUACUACGCCUUCCAGGACCAGGAGAAGCUCUACCUCAUUCUCGAAUACGCCCAAGGCGGCGAGCUCUUCCACCACCUCAGCGCGGAGAAGAUGUUCGACGAGGAAAAGUCGGCCUUUUACAUGGCCGAAAUGGUCCUGGCACUCGAGCACCUGCACUUCAACCUCGGCGUCGUCUACCGCGACCUCAAGCCCGAAAACAUCCUCCUCGACGCCGACGGCCACCUCCUCCUCACGGACUUUGGCCUGUCCAAGGUCUCGGUCGAGGGCAGCGAGUGCAAGUCCAUGCUCGGCACAAUCGAGUACAUGGCCCCCGAGGUCGUCCGCGAAGCCCCCUACGGCAUGGCCGUCGACUGGUGGUCGCUCGGCGCCCUCGGCGUCGACCUCAUGACCGGCUCCGCCCCCUUCACCGCCAACAACACCACCAAGAUCCAGGAGAAGAUCCUCAAGGCGAAGCCCCACCUGCCCUACUUCCUCAGCCUCGACGCAAAGGACAUUCUCACCCGCUUGUUGAAUAAGAAUCCGAAGAAGCGCCUCGGCGCGAAUAUGCCGAGGGACUUGGGCACGAUUAAGGGGCAUCGGUUUUUUCGCAGGAUUGAUUGGCGGGCGCUUGAGCGCAAGGAGCUUGUGCCGCCGAUUGUGCCUGUUAUUACGGAUCCCGCGCUCGCGGAGAAUUUUGAUCCGGAGUUUGUGGGGUUGAGUUUGAGUCCGGUUGGUUGUGGGGUGGGGCUGGGGAUGGGUGAGAAUAAUCCGUUUGGCGGGUUUAGUUAUGUUGCUAGUGAGAGUUUGAUUGAGAGUGGGUUUUUGCCGGCGUUUUGA
Molecule: messenger RNA, 1656 nt
Organism: Pseudovirgaria hyperparasitica
Lineage: Eukaryota; Fungi; Ascomycota; Dothideomycetes; Acrospermales; Acrospermaceae
Exons: 2
Coding region: 1-1656 (551 amino acids)
Biological process (GO): protein phosphorylation
Molecular function (GO): ATP binding; protein serine/threonine kinase activity
Source: RefSeq, a predicted model, not a curated record